AUGGAGCCCAAUGUGCUUUGCAUGAGCUCAGCGGACCGGCUCUCGCAAGCGCGCUCGCGCUCGCGCUCACCCCUGAACUGCGAGACAAAGGAGGAUCUGCUGACCGCUCCAGUGCUUUGCUGCGUAAUCCUCGGAGGGCCUGGAAGUGGCAAGUCACUUCUCGGGAGCAGCCUGCAGCAGCGCUUUCCUGGCUUUCUUGGCAUUUCCUGCGGGGAUCUCGCUCGCCGGCUGACUUUUUGUGACAAGUCCCCUUUCUUGAAUUCAGUGGCCAAGCAGCUCAAAGACAGGCGCAGACGGAAGAAGGCUUUCGGGCGUGUCACAGAAAUUGUGAUCAAAGUCGUCGCCCGGGCUGUCUCCUCUGGAGCCUUCUGGGGGAUCAUAGUGGAUGGCUUAAGGGACCACGAGUUGCCAGACUUCGAAGCUGCCCUGGGAUCCCGGUACACUGUGCUGGCGCACCUCUCCUGUCCCUCAGAUGUGAUGUUGUCACGUCUCAGCUCGCGGCAAGAUCGGGAAGGAGACGACCGGCUGGGCUUGGUGGAGACAGACGCCGCGGGGCGCGUGCAAGCCUAUCUGGAGCGGGCGCCCGAAGAGACAAAGAAUCUCAGGGCCUAUGCAGAGGCUACUUCCUCGCGAGCCUUCUUCGACCUGGAUGCAACGCUUCAGGUCCCGUCCUUGGUGGAGGACAUGGUCGCUCGGCUGAACGCCUUCGCCAAGUCCAGCGGGUUUUCCCUGGAUGCGCAGACUGCGCAGACAGAUACCGCCUCCGUAGAUUGGGAGUUGCACAUAUCGGAGGUUGCUAGCCGGCUUGAUCGGGAGUUUCAUCCAGAUGGAAAGCCUCGCAGCAAGCACAACGCAGCUGGGUGUGAAAAGGCAAUGCGCCGCCGAUAUCUUGGCUCAGUAUGUAGCUGGAACAACCGGCAAAGUGGGCCACAGGGGCCUACAAGCAGCCUGCAGCAGGCUGCACCACCGGGAGCUCUCAAGACCAGGAUGGCUGUCUACUUCGCUUCGACCUCGGCCGUGCAGAUUUCAGGUCUCUGUUUCCGGUGA
Messenger RNA from Symbiodinium necroappetens, 1047 nucleotides. The record is from the annotation of a GenBank genome assembly. Lineage: Eukaryota; Dinophyceae; Suessiales; Symbiodiniaceae.